CACAUGGCCUCAGCAGCGAUAAGCAGCAGGAAGAAAAACAAGCCGGCCGCUUCUGUUUUCUGCUCGUCCAGAGAAGCUGUGCCCUGUCCGCGUGACCGGCCUCGAUCCACGCGCUCAGCAGCGGCAUGACCUCAGUGCAGACCAGCUUAACUGAGAAGCACCCAUAACCUCCCUCAUCCCCGAACUCGGAGCCUUUCUGUGGGCGAUGUUUGACCUAAAAGGAGGCUGGAACAUCUCGUUCGCCGGCUGUGGGUUUUUGGGCAUUUACCACAUCGGCGUGGCGAGCUGUCUGCUGGAGCAGGCACCCUACCUCAUCCACGGAGCCAGCAGGAUCUACGGAGCUUCAGCAGGGGCGCUGACCGCCUCUGUCCUCACCAGCCAGGCAUGCUUAGAAAAAUGCUGUGAGGAUGUGAUUGAGGUGGCUAAGGAGGCCCGGAAGCGUAACCUGGGUCCGCUGCACCCCACCUUCAACUUAGUCAAGGUGAUGCGUUCCGGCCUGCAGAGGGACUUGCCUGAAGAUGCACACACUCGCGCCUCUGGAAAACUGUGCGUGUCCCUCACGCGAGUAAGUGACGGGGAGAAUGUGUUGGUCUCGGAUUUCACCUCCAAAGACGAGCUGAUCCAGGCACUCAUCUGUAGCUGUUUUAUCCCUGUAUACUGCGGUCUGAUACCUCCUGCCUUCCGUGGAGUUAGGUAUGUGGACGGCGGGAUCAGUGAUAAUCUCCCCCAGUCAGAGCUGAAGAACACCAUCACCAUCUCCCCAUUCUCCGGAGAGAACGACAUCUGUCCUAAAGACAAUUCCAGCAGCUUUCACGAGCUGCGGCUCACCAACACCAGCAUUCAGGUCAACUGGGGAAAUGUGUACAGGCUCAGCAAAGCCCUAUUCCCUCCAGAGCCCAAGGUGUUGGCAGAGAUGUGUCAGAGUGGGUACAAAGAUGCUUUCCGGUUCCUCAAGGACAACAAUCUAUUGAGAACCGAGUGUCCAGCUGCAGACCUAGCCCUGACACAGGAUCUGCCCCCCUGCUGCUGCUCGGGUCUCAAAAACUCUGUCGUCACAGAAUCCACAAAGGAGUGGAUGCUGCGGAGACUCCGCCUCUUCAGGAAGCACCACUGGUGGCUGGAUGAGCAGCUUAUUGAUAACCUUCCUACACCCAUUAGGAAAGUGUUCUGUGAAGCAUGUAGGGAGAAACACGGCCUGUUCGGUCAGCUCACUGCCCUGUUGCCAGUCCGAGUGGCCUCCUACAUGCUAUUGCCCUGCACUCUGCCAGUGGAGUCGGCCUACUCAGCAGUCCAGAGGUUUGUGGAGUGGAUUCCAGAGGUGCCUGCAGACGUACGCUGGCUUUACGAGGUGGCAGGAAGUGCUUACAGACACGCCUGGAAGGGAGUGUCCCCAAAACCGGGCAGUGGCAUUCCAAUGCGACGGUGUGUGAGUGGGCCGCCUACGCUAGACCUGCAGCCACCGGUUAUGGAGCUUGAUGGACACCUGCCGUUUUCUGCCGCUGAUCUCCAUGGUUACGGCUGGGAUUCGCCCACCAGCCCUCAGCCGCCUCUCAGCCCGCACAUAUCCAGCCCUUCCCCUGAACAGAUCAGCUUUUUCCUUGGCUCACAGGAUGACUCUGACAGCUGAACGCACCAGCACAUGGACAGUGUGCACAGACACGAAUGGACAAUAGCCAAGAGCGCACUGGCUUGGUUUCACGCCGUCCGUGCUACCCGAAGAGGCACUGAGAAAGAUGGGCCAGAGGCACGACUCACGUCUGUCAAGCACAAAUGAUAGCCGCUCUUUAAGAACCAAAGACAUGUUUCAUUUCUGUAACCACUAACAUGAGUCUAAGCUCCUAAGUGCACUUAAAACAACAAAAUAUGAAAUAUUUCCAUUAAAGUUUGAUAUUAACAAACAUUAACAUACAUAGUAGUUAAAGGUGUGGAAUGUUCUCUUAUGACAAUCGUGCAAAUUACGAGCUGUUUUCACAAUGAUCACUGCAACGUUUGAGGUUCCAUCCUAUUCCUACAAUCCUUGUAAAAGACAAAAACAGGAAUGUGCCUUUUGUCAACAUGUAUUUGAAAGGGGAAUUCUGGCAAAUUUUCUACAUUUCUGCAUAGUUCAGUGGAUGAGAUGCAAACGAGGUCAUUCAGAGUGGUUUGAUGUAAAAUGGUUAAUUGUAAAGAAAUUGACCAACUCAUGAUAGGAACCAGGAGAUGCUUAAAAUGCAAAUAUAACCAUUUUAUUAACGAUCUAAAACAAUCAGUGAACCUUUGUGUCUUCUGAGGUUUCGUAUGCAAUGUUGAGGAUAGUAAAAUAGAGGUACAUUAGAAAAAAGUGUUCUUUAAGUGCCAUUUUGCAUGAAUUAAAGUACAAUUUUGAGCCAAAUCCUCUUCUCAAAACUACCAUAGGAGUAUCUGAGGCAUCAGACAGAAUAUUCAUAACUAUGUCAUGUGAUAGAGUUUCUAUGUUAGCGUUUUUUGAGAGGCAUUAAACUCUUCAGACGUCUGGUUCCUAUCACCACCACUAUGAACAAUUCAGUCUUGGUAAGUUUCUCUAGAACAGAGCAUUUCAGAAUCAAACCACAAUGAAUGACUGUUUACGUCUUAACCAUUUAAUUAUGCUGAAAUGUUUAAAAAGGGUGGACUUCCCCUUUAACGUUGUAGGAUAUAAUACUAUACAUGUUAAAAUGUAAAUGAAAAGUAAAUAAGAUGUUUAAAUAUUGUCUCACCAGCAAUGACUUUAAAAAAAAGGAAUUCGUAUUAACCCAGACUGCAAUAUAUCAUGUAUUAGGCCAAGAGUUUUACACCCCCAGCAGUGGUUCUCAUUGUCUAGUUACCUGUUCGUUCAGUGAGGACUCCUAAUCUGCUCUUUAAAGCCCCUGUUUCAGUUGAAUCAAAGGUAUUUAAGUUAUUAACAGUCCUUUACUGUAUUAAUAAUAUGGUGGAAACCUAAUACUAUGGAAAGCUUUAUAAAUAACAACCUACUUUGAGUAGCACAACUGUUUCUGCACCACCUUAACAGACAAAGACCUCUCUGACUUGUAAAUAAAGACAAAAAAGUGGAUAAAAAGCAUAUUUUAAAAA
Molecule: messenger RNA, 3069 nt
Organism: Pygocentrus nattereri (red-bellied piranha)
Lineage: Eukaryota; Metazoa; Chordata; Actinopteri; Characiformes; Serrasalmidae
Gene: pnpla3
Product: patatin-like phospholipase domain containing 3
Exons: 9
Coding region: 206-1627 (473 amino acids)
Biological process (GO): lipid homeostasis; positive regulation of triglyceride catabolic process; triglyceride catabolic process
Cellular component (GO): lipid droplet; cytoplasm; membrane
Molecular function (GO): triacylglycerol lipase activity
Source: RefSeq, a predicted model, not a curated record